AUGGAUUUCUGGCCCGAGUUUAUGGCGAGCAGCUGGGGAAGGGAGUUCGUGGCCGGUGGGUUCGGAGGCGUGGCCGGGAUCAUCUCCGGGUAUCCCUUGGACACGCUUAGAAUUCGGCAGCAGCAGAGCUCGAAAUCGGGAUCUGCCUUCACCAUUCUCCGGCGGAUGCUCGCCGUUGAGGGCCCCACGUCGCUCUACAGAGGCAUGGCAGCACCCUUGGCCUCCGUCACAUUUCAGGUGAAUGCUAUGGUGUUCCAGAUAUAUGCGAUACUCUCUCGCUCCUUUGAUUCCUCUCUUUCUCUGGAAGAUCCUCCUUCCUACAGAGGCGUUGCUCUUGGCGGGGUUGGCACCGGCGCUGUGCAGAGCCUCCUGCUUAGCCCCGUGGAGCUCAUCAAGAUCCGUCUCCAGCUGCAGCAGCAGAGCAGCAAGAGUGGUCCCAUCAGCUUGGCUAAGAGCAUCCUCAGGAGAGAAGGCCUUAAGGGGUUAUACAGAGGCCUCACCAUCACAGUGCUCCGAGAUGCUCCCGCUCACGGCCUCUACUUCUGGACCUACGAGUACGUACGAGAAAGGCUCCAUCCCGGCUGCAGAAAGAGCGGCCAUGAAACCCUCAGGACCAUGCUGGUGGCUGGUGGCCUGGCUGGUGUGGCCAGCUGGGUCGCUUGCUAUCCUCUUGAUGUCCUCAAGACCAGGCUGCAGCAAGGCCACGGUGCUUACGAGGGCAUUGCGGAUUGCUUUCACAAGAGCCUCACUCACGAAGGCUAUGGGGUUCUCUGGCGUGGCCUCGGCACUGCAGUUUCCAGGGCCUUUGUCGUCAACGGUGCUAUUUUUGCUGCUUAUGAGCUUGCCUUGAGGUGUUUAUUCACUCAGUUGCCUGCAGAGUGA
This is a messenger RNA of Thlaspi arvense, 882 nucleotides long. NCBI's taxonomy places the organism in Eukaryota, Viridiplantae, Streptophyta, Magnoliopsida, Brassicales, Brassicaceae. The record is from the annotation of a GenBank genome assembly.